CCUCCUUGUGUCAUCUCCAUCCUUCUCCACCCUCUCCAGUGUCAUCUCACACACCCUGCUCCACACACCGUCUGCUGGAAGUUUCUCCAAUGAUGAUCACUGAGCCCCCUGAGGACCCCCCCAGCUACAACGCCAUCUCCACCCCCGCUGUGUCUCCUCCCACGUACUCACCACUGUACAGUGCAGGGAGAGAAACCGCUAAAGGAGUUCCUCCAGGACUGCAGGACCUGCUCCAGGUGAACCAGCUCUCCAUCCAUGAGAGAUUCUCGGUGUCACAAAGAUGGGCGAGGAGCUUUGACGUUCUCGAUCGCAGAGGCCGGCGAGUGUAUGGGGCCAAUCAGCACGUCGAGUGUUGUGGACCCAACUUUGAUCUGAGGGUCAGAGACAGCCGAGGGGACGCAGUCAUGGAUGUUAUUGAGCGCAACUGCUGCGGGUGUUCGAGAGAGGCAGACGUGACUCUCCCUGAUACUGAGUGCCUCGGAUUCGUCUCUUUCCCCUCCAAUAACUUCAUCACCCACUUGUCCAUCAUGGACUCCUCAAGGGAGGUCCUUCUCCUAAUCCUGGGUCCCAGCCUCAAGAUCAGUAUCUUCGGGAACAUCUCUUUUGAGGUGAAAUCUCGGGAUGAGCAGCAUGUGGUGGGGAUGAUAAGGAGUGAGGGGAACCAGUACACGGUCAUAUUCCCAAUGGACCUGGAGGUGACGAUGAAAGCCAUGCUUCUGGCCUCCUGCUUCUAUCUGGACUCCAUCAUUUAUGACCAAAAACGGAGCAUCACAGACCGGCCCAGCAGCUGACCUGUGACCUCUUACACCAUGACCUGUUACACCACGACUUGUAACCCAUUACACCAUGACCUGUGACCUGUUACGCCGUGACCUCCUACACCGCGACCUGUUACACCACGACUUGUAACCCAUUACACCAUGACCUGUGACCUGUUACACUGUGACCUGUGACCUGUUACACUGUGACCUGUGACCUGUUACACCAUGACCUGUGACCUGUUACACCGUGAACUUUGAUCUGUUACAUCGUGACCUAUUACAUCGUGACCUGUUACACUCUGACCUGUUACACUCUGACCUGUGACCUGUUACACCAUGACCUGUGACCUGUUACACUCUGACCUGUUACACCGAGACCUGUGACCUGUUACACCAUGACCUGUGACCUGUUACACUCUGACCUGUUACACCAUGACCUGUGACCUGUUACACUCUGAUCUGUUACACUGAGACCUGUGACCUGUUACACCAUGACCUUUUACACUCUGACCUGUGACCUGUUACACCGUGACCUGUGACCUGUUACACUCAGACUUGUGACCUGUUACACUGUGACCUGUGACCUGUUACACCAUGACCUGAGACCUGUUACACUCUGACCUUUUACACCGAGACCUGUGACCUGUUACACCAUGAUCUUUUACACUCUGACCUGUUACACCAUGACCUGUGACCUGUUACACUCUGACCUGUUACACCAUGACCUGUGACCUGUUACACCAUGACCUGUGACCUGUUACACUGUGACCUGUGAUCUGUUACACCAUGACCUGUGACCUGUUACACUCUGACCUGUGACCUGUUACACCAUGACCUGAGACCUGUUACACUCUGACCUUUUACACUCUGACCUGUGACCUGUUACACCAUGACCUGUGAUCUGUUACACCAUGACCUGUGACCUGUUACACUGUGACCUUUGACCUGUUAAACCAUGACCUGUGACCUGUUACACCAUGACCUGUGACCUGUUACACCGUGACCUGUGACCUGUUACACUCUGACCUGUGACCUGUUACAACGUGACCUGUGACCUGUUACACUCUGACCUGUUACACCAUGACCUGUGACCUGUUACACUGUGACCUGUUACACUGUGACCUGUGAUCUGUUACACCAUGACCUGUGACCUGUUACACUGUGACCUUUGACCUGUUAAACCAUGACCUGUGACCUGUUACACUGUGACCUGUUACACUGUGACCUGUUACAUUGUGACCUCUGACCUAUUACAUUGGGACCUGUAACCUGUUUACCAAAAAUUGGGUAUAAUAUUGUACUUGUUUGCAUUAAAGUGUAUUUUUUCCCCAAAAAA
Rana temporaria (common frog) is the source of this 2097-nucleotide messenger RNA. RefSeq names its product phospholipid scramblase 1-like. NCBI's taxonomy places the organism in Eukaryota, Metazoa, Chordata, Amphibia, Anura, Ranidae. The record is from RefSeq and is a predicted model, not a curated record. The transcript has 7 exons. Gene Ontology annotation, biological process: plasma membrane phospholipid scrambling. Gene Ontology annotation, molecular function: phospholipid scramblase activity. Gene Ontology annotation, cellular component: plasma membrane. The coding region runs from base 90 to 791 and encodes 233 amino acids.